Molecule: messenger RNA, 1082 nt
Organism: Colletotrichum navitas
Lineage: Eukaryota; Fungi; Ascomycota; Sordariomycetes; Glomerellales; Glomerellaceae
Exons: 1
Coding region: 106-984 (292 amino acids)
Source: RefSeq, a predicted model, not a curated record
CUUCUCUCCUUCGCUCUUCCUGCCCGCCCUUUUCAUACUGAACUCAUCGUCAGUACUAAGACAUAAAACAAGCAACGACAAGCUUGUGUACCGCCGCCACACACCAUGGACGAGUCUCAGGUGGAAGCCCUGUUUAGGAAGGUCACAAUCGAUAAGACGUUCCAGAGCCUACCGGAUUUUCUCCAGCCCAAGUACGUGGAUUGGUGUAAGGAGUUGAAACAAAAGAAUCAGCAUCGCGCGAGUAGCGUCACGAGCACGAACAGCACGGCAUUUUCUGGGACCGAGUCGCCUCGACCGAUGACGAGAAGCCCGGAACGGGGGCUGGCCAGAAGCCCGAUUCCUCAACAGAGGCCAGCGGUGCCAGAUUUUCGGUUCCCAUCGAUUUCUCAGUCAAGCGUGGGCCGGGUGCCAUCGGAGCUCUUGAAUAACAUGAUGGAGGCAACCAAGGAACCGUACGAACAGCAUGAGCGGAAUCAGAGGGAGCUGGCCGAAGGGGCGCGGGAGAUCCUUCUCAACAACCGCAGUCAACAACACCAGCACCUCGCCGCCGCCGCAACCCAGUCCCAGCGAGUGGAUGACAUAUUUGCUGAAGGCGACGGCAACAACAACGACGACGACGACCGCCACCACCGCCCAAACCAUGAUGAUAAAUCUGUUGAAUACGACAACGAGUUGAAGAAGAAGGUUCGAAAGCUGCGGAGCCAGUUUGCAAAGGAGGCGAUGUACUAUGAUGAGCAAAACAAGCUAUAUCAGACGGCGGCGCGGGAGACACAGAAGUACCGAGCCGAGUGUUCGAAUGCGUCCAUCGCCAUGACACGGCUGCUGAACCAGAUCCAGAUGCAUGAGCAGGAGCUUGAGCAGGCAGGCAAUGACAUGGGCGACGGAGGCGGCGGGAGCGGCGAACACGGGGAAGGGCAGGCAUGGAAUGGUCACCAACGACGGCAGCGCAACCGCGGCCGAGGCGGAAACGGGGGUAGAGCCUGAGUCGCGAUGUCGGACCUGGGGAGGGGGGGGGGAGGCCAAUGGCUUGUUAUGUCUUUCUUCCGAGGUUCGAUUCUCUUUUUGUGUUUGAUGGUAGGACG